CAAAAAUAAAUACAUAAAGCGUGGGUGGACUCACUAAUGGCAAUUUGAGUCAAUUGAGCUAUUAUAAAAAUAUUCCUCUUUUUCACCAAUAUUAAUAGUAAUAGUGAAUACAUAGAUCAUGUAAGAUGUAACUUCUAACAAGCUCAAAUUUUCUGUUGGUAAAUAAAUAAGUCUUAUCUCGUCUCGUCGUCUUUAUGCGUGCAUACUUAAAACGCUCGUGUAACAAUGCAAGUAAAUAUUCUCAAGCUUAUGCAUAUGAUUAUUUUGACGUUAGGUAAAUAAUUAGGAGUAUUUCCCUCACCUCGUUAAACCAUGUCGGCCGACCACUUUUUGCAGUCGUUGGAUAUUUCUUACUCGCCUGACGCGUAACAUAUCUAAUGAUGAAAUAUCCCAGCAACUCCAUGAUGUUUGACCAGAGUACGACGCAGUCACUCUUAUCACCAUUAUUCUCACCUACCAAGCCACUAAUUGCACCCACCAUUGCAACGAACCCAAGUCAGAAAAUUAUUUUCCCAUUGUUGGGAAACUACUAUUUGUCGGGAAGAACCCUUGCAUAAGUAAAUAAGCAGACUAAUUACCAGUCACAAGACUAGUGCCCACGUCGCACUAUGAAAAUCUACGAAAUAAGCGCGUUCAAUUGUUGAAUUACAUAAUUUACUUACUUAAACGAGCUCCAACCAUGCAAACGAAUGCAUCAUUAUUAUUCCUGCUGGAGUCUUUCCCAUUAAUGUUACUUUUUCUAUUGUUGUUCACGCCCGAUUACUGAUACCAUUUUUUGUGACACAAUGUUGGGCAUGCACUCAUCAAUACAAUGGCUCAUCUUCAUGUGGGUCGAGGCACUCGUGCUGCAAAUAUUAUACAAAUUCUUCCCCCGCCGUGAAUGGGAGGAGGAAUCAGUUCGCGGAAAAGUGGUCGUGAUCACAGGAGCUGGUUCCGGCCUGGGCAGAUGUGUCGCGAAGGGAAUGGCGCAAAGGGGAGCCGUGGUGGUGUUAGCUGUCCGAAAUCUUGAUCAGGGUUCCCUAACUCGACUCGAACUCAUUCAAGAAACCGGGUGCAGUCCAGAGUCAAUUUGUCUCGUCGAACUUGACCUCUCCGACUUGUCCUCGGUCAGACGAUGUGUCGGACAUCUCGCCAGUCUAUUUCCCAUCAUCGACAUAUUAAUUAACAAUGGUGGAAUAUCACUCAACUCGAGGAGACGGACUUACACCGUGGAAGGUUUCGAACAGCACAUGGGGGUCAACCAUCUCUCCCAUUUCCUCCUAACAAAACUACUCCUCCCCCAGUUGCGAAGGGCGGAUGCUCCUCGUGUCGUCACUUUGUCAUCGUCCGGCCUGAUGCAGUCCAAUCUGACAGUUCACGACUUCAUGUGCGACUACAGUUGGCGCGGCUUCUGGUUCACGAUGCCGUACUGCAAUUCGAAAAUGGCAAACGCUCUGUUUUCAAAGGAGUUGGCAAGGAGGGAGGGAAGGGUGAAGAGCUACGCGUUGUGUCCCGGAUUUGUGAAGGAUACUCAAAUUUUGAGAGGGUAUACAGGCAGGAGAUUCUGCGAGGCUUUUAUCAAAGUGGUGGGGAUGGAUUUAGAAAAGGGUGCCGACAUGGUUUUGUACUGCGCAUUGGCAAGAGAAACAGCAUCCUUGUCGGGACAAUUGUUCCGCUUUGGGAGAAAAUUCUGGUCCGGAGAAAGUUUGCUCAGGGACGAUUUGGCGAGGGAGGUAUGGACGCUGAGUGAAACGCUGGUUGGGCUGACACCGGAUGCAGAGUAGUCAAAGCUGUUUAACAUCUUUCCUUAAUAGAAGUAUGUAGGUUCAAAAUACGAAAGUUGCGCACUUGGUUAUCGAAUUAAUGCUUAACCGACAAUAAUGCCGUAAUUGUAUAGUCCACAUAACUCUUAUAAUAACUUAUUUGGGUUGAUUUUGUCCAAGAGAAGAAAUUAAAUCCUCCCACGCCACAAUGAAAACACGUC
Folsomia candida is the source of this 1963-nucleotide messenger RNA. RefSeq names its product retinol dehydrogenase 11. The transcript is spliced from 3 exons. The record is from RefSeq and is a predicted model, not a curated record. Lineage: Eukaryota; Metazoa; Arthropoda; Collembola; Entomobryomorpha; Isotomidae. The coding region runs from base 786 to 1763 and encodes 325 amino acids.